AUGCCUUCCGAUCCUGCUGCCAGGCCUGCACGACCCGGUCUUUCCCUCUAUGCAAACCUCCUCGAUCCCUCGUCCAACAAGGAUUCCACUCCGGGCACCAUCUCACGAGCCCCGGUAGUAUUCAAGCAACCUGCCCAAGAGGACCUGCCACAAGAUAGAGUAGCAGCAGAAAAGCAGCAGAUAAAUGCCGCUUCUCUACGCUUUCAACCAACUAAAAGGCCACAUUUGUCAACCCAGAAAUCAAAGCCCAAGUCUUCCACCUCAAGACUCCCGGCUGCAGCUCCUUCGACUCUCCUGCCAGGUGUGGUUCCAUCCGAAUCAGCAAGCGUGACAGCACGUCCUCCUGCGAAAACUACGCUUGCAGAUUGGACAGCAGAGGGCGAAGACAAUGAUGUCAACGGAUUCUAUAGCAGCGAGAAGCGACAGCGCGGCGGUAGAAAAAAGCGAAAAAAGAAUAAGGAAGAAUCCCAUGUCCCUCAGAAUUGGGAUGACAUUUACGAUCCAUCCCGUCCCAAUAAUUAUGAAGAUUAUAAGCAUAGUGAUGAAAGGAUCAUGGAGAUCAGGGAAUGGAAAGACAGGCUUUAUGCACAUCGAUUGACAAAGAGACGUGACAGUGAUUCAGAUAGUUCGGGCAAUGAGUACAGGCCUCAGCUGGACAAGCAAUUCGCGCCUCCAGGUUUAUCUUUCGCGCCUCCUGUAUCGUUCGACGAUGGUGGUAAAUCGCAACAUGCUCCCCAAUCAGUUGAAGUGCUGAAUGAUGCAACUGGCGAUGAUGUCUAUGCUCGACGAAUUUAUCUCCCAAUAUUUGGCAGUCCAGCAGAGUCUCUCAACUAUAAACCGCCUGCUUCUCAAGUUGAGCCGCUCCCUGUUCCACUACCGCCGCCACCACCGCCACCAGCUUCAGAUCCACCCCUGACAUUGAAUAAUCUACCGCCGCCACCCGCAAGCAUAUCCCGAGCACCUGUGCGUUACAACCUUCCUGCCGCGCCAUCCGAAAUACCAUCUUCGGAAGCCGAGCUCGAAGUUGCUUUAGGGAUCGACUUGAGAGAAGAAGAGGAAAUGUCGGAUGCUGCUCCACGGUCUCUUCGGCCUGGCCAGAAAGGAUUUGCGGAGCGCUUGAUGUCGAAGUAUGGAUGGAGCAAGGGUUUGGGUCUUGGUGCGAGUGGCUCUGGCAUUGUCAAUCCUCUGCGUGUACAGGUUGAAAAACAGAAGAAGAAACCUGACUCGGAAGGUGGAGGCUUUGUGGGACCAGGUGGUAGAGGCAAGAUCAUUGGAGGUAAGAAGAAGGGCGGCCAUGACGCGGAACCGGAAGACGGUAGAUUUGGCGUCAUGAGUGAAGUGGUCGUUUUACGGGGAAUGGUCGAUGGCAUGGACCUAGACGCGGAGAUGGAAGGGGCAGGCGAUGGCGGCCUGAUGCAGGAAAUUGGAGAGGAGUGUGGAAACAAAUACGGCCGUGUGGAGAGAGUCUUCAUUGAUCGCAGCGACGCCUCCAAGGCCCCAGUCUUUGUCAAAUUUACCAGUCAGCUGUCUGCGUUGAGGGCUGUGAACGCUCUCGAAGGGAGGAUCUUCAACGGGAACACUAUUUCAGCGAGGUUCUUUGACGACGAGAAAUUUGAGGCUGGCAACUAUGAGUAG
Messenger RNA from Letharia columbiana, 1635 nucleotides. RefSeq lists its product as uncharacterized. Bases 1 to 1635 code for a protein of 544 amino acids. The record is from RefSeq and is a predicted model, not a curated record. Gene Ontology annotation, cellular component: precatalytic spliceosome. Gene Ontology annotation, molecular function: RNA binding. The transcript is spliced from 5 exons. Gene Ontology annotation, biological process: mRNA cis splicing, via spliceosome. Lineage: Eukaryota; Fungi; Ascomycota; Lecanoromycetes; Lecanorales; Parmeliaceae.